Molecule: messenger RNA, 2265 nt
Organism: Theobroma umbraticum
Lineage: Eukaryota; Viridiplantae; Streptophyta; Magnoliopsida; Malvales; Malvaceae
Product: protein REVEILLE 8-like
Molecular function (GO): DNA binding
Source: RefSeq, a predicted model, not a curated record
UAUUUUUUUAAAUAUUCAACAUUUUAACACAAAAAAUGUACUAAGAAAAAAGCAAAAAGGCCAAAGGGCUGAAUGGAAAAUCUACUACUGUAGUUAUAGGGAGAUUAUCCAAUCACGUUGUAGUAUUAGAUACUCCCUUGUGAUUUAGACCACACAAGAAAGAAACCUCUCGGCAUGGAUAAAGACCAUAAACUAAAAUCGGCGUAGAAGAGGAAUUGAAACGAGACGAUUAAUUGAACGGCCUUAGAUAACUCACCACACAUAUUGCCCAACUCCACCCGCCAGACAACUGAGCUCAUCUCUCUCUCUCUCUUUGGAAGUCAGUCAUAUUGUCUAUAGUUUGGUUGCAAAAAGCAAGCAUAGGGAAGAAAAAAGAAGCAGAGCAAAACAUGAACUCAUCAUCGUCGUCACCGAAUCCUCCACUGCCUCCAGCGCCUCCUCCGCCGCAGUCUUCCACGUCCGCUAACGCCGCUGAUGGGUCCGGAAAGAAAGUCAGGAAACCUUACACCAUCACUAAGUCACGUGAGAGUUGGACUGAAGAAGAACACGACAAGUUCCUUGAAGCUCUUCAACUGUUUGACCGUGACUGGAAAAAAAUUGAAGAUUUUGUGGGUUCAAAGACAGUUAUCCAGAUUCGAAGUCAUGCCCAGAAAUACUUUUUGAAGGUCCAAAAGAAUGGGACAAUUGCACAUGUGCCUCCUCCUCGCCCCAAGCGCAAAGCUGCUCACCCUUACCCGCAAAAGGCGUCUAAAAAUGUUUUAGUGUCCUUGCAAGCAUCCAUGGCUUAUCCUUCUUCAAUAAAUACGAUAGCACCUGGAUAUGCUCCAUGGGAUGAAGCGUCCUUGUUAGUAAACACUGCCCCAAGCAAAAUCAUGCCACCACAAGAUGAAUUUACAAGGCUUCAAGGAGCUGAAGCUGAUAUUGGAUCGAAGGGCGUAGCAAGGAUUAGUAACGGUGGUGUUAGUAGCAUUGGAAGCUUAAGUAGGACAAUAUCUAGUUCUGAUAUGCCAAACCAAGGGAAACAAGCUCCAAUGCUUCAUGGUAUACCUGAUUUUGCUGAAGUUUAUAGCUUCAUUGGGAGCAUCUUUGAUCCAGACACCCAAGGGCAUGUGCAAAAGCUCAAAGAGAUGGAUCCGAUAAAUUUUGAAACUGUUUUGUUACUGAUGAGAAACCUCACCGUUAACUUGUGUAGUCCUGAUUUUGAGCCAAUCAGGAAAGUUCUGUCCUCAUAUGAUGUCAGCACAACAACAGUGGGACUUGGCACGGGAAUUAUUCCCCAAAGCCAAACGAAUGAUAUAUCAUGUUAAGCUGUUUAUUAUGUAGGACUUGCAGGCAACACGCUUGGAGGUUACUAGGUGAAGGAGUUGCAACCACCACCGGGAGAAAAUGUUAGAAAUGUUGAGUGGAAGAAAGGUUUUCUACUACAGACUUUCAAGCUCUGUAAGGGUCUCGAUGUACAGCGAGUCAGGUGGAAUGGUUGUCACCCGGUUUUGACCUAUCAACCAGAUAAUUGUGUAUAUUCUUGUGAGGUUUGUCAAUUAGCCGUUUUACCUUAUUGCGAAGAAUGCCUAACAAUAGAAGUGAAACUACAAGAACUUGAACAUAUCUGUAAUAAAGAUCAUGGUUCUGCCUUGUGAAUGUAGCUAGAAGGAUCUCCAUGGCAACAUGCUAGAUUUCUUAGCUAUUGUCAUAUAUUGGUUAUUAACACGUAUUCCACUAGAAUAUUAUCUCUCAGUUUGACUAAACUUUAAUGGGAUCGUACCAAGGUCAAAGGCGCGCAUGCUGCUGCUCUCAAAGGCAUUCAUGAGCUCAUUAAAGAUCCCCCUUGCUCGUGGAAGGAAACUGUUUGUGCUGAUUGAUUUGCCAACUAUAGCAGGCUUCUCUGGAGGAUUUCACUUAUCUGGUCUCUCCUCCCCAGACCGUGUCUUUCGCCAUUUUAGCAGGCAGCUUGGAAUCCUGUACAUAUAGUUGGCGCCAAGCUGCGGUUCUUCUCCCAGUUCCUUUGUGCUAAUAUAAGCUAUUAUACCAAAAACCAGUUGGAAGGAAAACAUCAUAAUCAUGUACUAAUUUCCACACUGAGAGUGUCUUCAUCUUUUCCCUUCUCACCAAACCUCAAAACUCUUUUUGGCUAGUCAGAGGCAGCGCUUAUGCCACAUAUAAAAGGAGUGAUUUUCCUUUGGGGACAAGAAUUUGUAAUAACAACAACAGAGCUUUUCUCACUAUUUGGUGUUUAAUUAAAUGGAUGGUAUUUCCUUUGUUGUAUUA